UCAAACCAAUGGCGACAUCGUUGGCAGCAAUGAACCUUGGCACUAUGGCACUGCGAUCCUUGAAGCUUCUCUCUCGCCCUUCCCAUAUCCUCUCCAAUAAGUUGCAGAUGCAGAUGCAGCACUCGAUUCCUCCCCUCACUCGAAAGAUAAGCAUGGAUGCACGGAGUGUUGCCUCCCAGCUUAGUAGUUCUGGACUGUUGAAGACUCAGGGCCUUAUUGGAGGAAAAUGGAGAGAUGCUUAUGAUGGGAAAACCAUAAAGGUUUAUAAUCCAGCAACUGGUGAAUCUGUGGCAGAUGUUGCAUGCAUGGGUGGAAGAGAGACCAACGAUGCAAUUUCCUCAGCCUAUGAUGCAUUUAAAUCAUGGAGCAAAUUCACUGCUGCUGAGAGGAGCAAAUUUCUGAGGAAAUGGUAUGAUUUGCUAAUGGCACAUAAAGAAGAGCUAGCACAGCUUAUGACCUUGGAGCAAGGAAAGCCUCUUAAAGAGUCUAUGGGUGAGGUAAACUAUGGGGCUGGCUUUAUUGAGUUUGCAUCUGAGGAGGCAAAACGUAUAUAUGGGGAUAUAAUUCCUGCACCUCUAUCUGAUCGGCGUUUAUUUGUUUUAAAACAGCCUGUAGGUGUUGUAGGUGCAAUUACACCUUGGAAUUUUCCCCUCGCUAUGAUUACCCGGAAGGUUGGCCCUGCCCUUGCAUGUGGCUGUACAGUGGUCGUAAAGCCAUCUGAACUUACUCCUCUCACUGCGCUAGCUGCAGCGGAACUCUCUAUUCAAGCUGGAAUACCAGCGGGUGUUGUCAAUGUGGUUAUGGGAAACGCUCCUGAUAUUGGGGAUGCUUUACUUGCAAGUCCACAGGUACGGAAGAUCACAUUCACAGGCUCGACAGCUGUUGGAAAGAAAUUGAUGGCAGGUUCAGCUGAGACAGUUAAAAAAGUAUCUCUGGAACUUGGUGGCAAUGCACCUUGCAUAGUUUUUGAUGAUGCUGACCUGGAUGUUGCAAUUAAAGGAACAAUUGCAGCAAAGUUUCGCAAUAGUGGACAAACAUGUGUUUGUGCAAAUAGAAUUCUUGUGCAAGAAGGUAUAUAUGAGAAAUUUGCAAAUGCUUUGCUUGAUGCUGUUCAGAAUAUGAAAGUUGGGGAUGGUUUUAGUGAAGGUGUUGUUCAGGGCCCUCUGAUCAAUGAUGCUGCAGUGAAAAAGGUUGAGUCCUUAGUUCAUGAUGCUACAUCAAAGGGGGCAAAAGUAAUUCUUGGGGGUAAAAGACACAGCCUUGGAUUUUCUUUCUAUGAACCAACGGUCAUCAGUGAUGUUGACAGUGAGAUGCUCAUAUCAAGAGAGGAAGCAUUUGGACCUGUGGCACCCCUUUUGAGGUUCAAAACUGAAGAGGAUGCUAUCAGAAUUGCUAAUGACACUAACGCAGGAUUGGGUUCAUACGUAUUUACAAACAGUAUCCAACGAUCAUGGCGUGUUGCUGAGGCUCUUGAAUAUGGACUUGUGGGUGUUAAUGAAGGAGUAAUUUCAACCGAGGUGGCUCCAUUUGGUGGUUUUAAACAGUCUGGCCUCGGAAGAGAAGGCUCCAAAUAUGGGAUGGAUGAAUAUUUAGAGAUCAAGUAUGUCUGCUUGGGAAACAUGAACAAAGAUUGAAGAAUGAGGUAUAUAUACAUGAGGCAGUGCCACACUAUUAGUGUUCAGCGGCUGUUCAAGUGUAUUUGGAGUUUGGAAGAGGGAGGGGGUUAUCUUGUGUUAAUUUAUAGCAACUUAGCAAGAGAUGCAUGUAGCUGCACCUGUGUUGUGUACAAAUAAGUACAGGCUUGCAAAGGAAUACUUUGAUUUUCUUUGUUUCAUUCUUUUCCUUUCCUUUUUCAUUUAUUUCUUUAUAGUUUUUA
This is a messenger RNA of Gastrolobium bilobum, 1876 nucleotides long. RefSeq names its product succinate-semialdehyde dehydrogenase, mitochondrial. Bases 9 to 1634 code for a protein of 541 amino acids. The transcript has 20 exons. The record is from RefSeq and is a predicted model, not a curated record. Gene Ontology annotation, molecular function: succinate-semialdehyde dehydrogenase (NAD+) activity. Gene Ontology annotation, biological process: GABA catabolic process. NCBI's taxonomy places the organism in Eukaryota, Viridiplantae, Streptophyta, Magnoliopsida, Fabales, Fabaceae.